Messenger RNA from Esox lucius (northern pike), 2880 nucleotides. RefSeq names its product solute carrier family 35 member A3a (gene slc35a3a). Gene Ontology annotation, biological process: pyrimidine nucleotide-sugar transmembrane transport. The transcript is spliced from 8 exons. Gene Ontology annotation, molecular function: UDP-galactose transmembrane transporter activity. The coding region runs from base 398 to 1384 and encodes 328 amino acids. NCBI's taxonomy places the organism in Eukaryota, Metazoa, Chordata, Actinopteri, Esociformes, Esocidae. Gene Ontology annotation, cellular component: Golgi membrane. The record is from RefSeq and is a predicted model, not a curated record.
CUGAGCAGAUGUGGAAGACGAAAAUACUGUAAGGAAGUAGUCACACGAAAAUCUUUGGAUUGGAUUUAGCUAGCCUUGUCUGUAGAACUCUAGAAUACAUACAUACAACUGUUAUAACACAAACAAGUAUGCUAUUACGAAAAACAACAUCGGUAUGAAGAGGCAAUGGUAGAGUCACGUUUUUGUCAACCACCCUGGUUCAAUGGACGCGAGGACUUAAACUGUGCUGCUUGUUACCUGGCUAGUUACAGUAGACAGCAGCAGUACCUUUUCACUAGCUAUCUUGUACAACCGUGCACUCCUUAAAAAUAACUGCUCUACUUGAACAACUUUUGUGUAACAUAGCUAGCGUUUUUCCGGUACUAAAAGACUGACCAGUGACCGGUCUUUCACUAAUAUGGCCUCGUCUAGGCUGAAGUACAUGUCUCUAGGGGUGCUGGUAUUCCAGACCACCUCUCUGGUGCUAACCAUGCGCUACUCCCGCACCCUGCAGGGGGAAGGUACUCGCUACCUGGCCUCCUCUGCGGUGGUGCUAGCCGAGCUCAUGAAGAUCAUCACCUGUGUGCUGCUCGUCUUUAAGGAACAAAGCUACAGUGUUCGUGCUCUUAACAGUAUUUUGAGGCAAGAGAUAGCUCACAAACCAAUAGAGACCCUGAAGCUGGCCAUUCCUUCUGGGAUCUAUACCUUGCAGAACAACCUGCUGUAUGUGGCUCUGUCUAACCUUGAUGCAGCCACCUACCAGGUGACGUACCAGCUGAAGAUCCUCACGACAGCCCUGUUCUCAGUGUCCAUGCUGGGCCGGAGGCUGGGGGUCUACCAGUGGCUCUCCCUACUCAUCCUUAUGGCUGGAGUAGUGCUUGUACAGUGGCCCUCUGAAUCCCCCGGGACCCCUGAGAAGGAGCGGUUGUCUGCUGGGUCACAGUUUGUGGGUGUGUCAGCUGUGCUAGUGGCCUGCUGCUCCAGUGGAUUUGCUGGUGUUUACUUUGAGAAGAUCCUUAAAGAAACUAAACAGAGCGUCUGGGUCCGCAACAUUCAACUGGGAAUGUUUGGCCUGGUAUUUGGUCUGAUUGGGAUGUUUGCGUAUGAUGGCGAGAGGGUCCGGGAUUCUGGGAUGUUUCAGGGAUACAGUACAAUCACAUGGAUAGUGGUGGCUUUGCAGGCGCUAGGAGGGCUGGUUAUAGCAGCUGUCAUCAAGUAUGCAGACAACAUCCUGAAGGGCUUUGCCACAUCACUCUCCAUCAUCCUGUCAACACUCAUAUCCUACUUCUGGCUCCAGGACUUUGAACCCACUAGUGUGUUCUUCAUGGGUGCCGUGUUGGUGAUUGCAGCCACAUUCCUGUAUGGCUAUGAAGGCCAGCCAUCCCCCAACCCCAGCCGUGCCUAGGGGACACCAUAGAGGGAACAGAGUACAAAGGGGGUCAGAUAAGAGAGAAGAAGAGAAGAGUGGAGCAGAAGAGAGGAGGGGUGAAGGACACAAGACUAGAUCCACCGAAGUGCCUUAACUGUGUAAUGCGUCCAGGAUUUGGCUUGUCGCCAUGCUUUCCAACACUAAGAACUAGACAGAUGAGUCAUGACCAAUCUCGGCAGUGUUCUAAACUGCAAGGUAGUUAUUACACUGGGUCAGAACUGGCUCUGUCUUUCUUUGAUUAAUGUCAUCAACACUGAUCAUGACCACAAUGGUUAAAAUAUAGACUGGGAUGUUCUGCUGAGCGCUACAAUGGCCCGAUGGCCAUUCCUAGUUGACUUGUUACAGUAGUCCAGAUGUUUUGGACACGUCAGAAAUGAAUAUGUUGCUGUCAAACUGCUGUAGAACUCAACCUUCCCUUAUUGUUGCAAAUUCUCAUAUCUGUUUUUGGGUUAAGUGGGGAGUGAUGACAAGUCCGUAAAUGAAAGGUUUUCUUUGUCAAAGAACAGUGUGUCAUAAUCACAUGUCCUAACGGUAUGAUUUACAAUGUUACUAGAACUCAGAAGUGCUCUGAGCCAUGAAUACACAUACAAACACACAGUCAAUCUCAUGUUAUUUUUCAUGCCAGUAAACCCUUUUCUGAGUAAGUGCAUCUUGUGCAUGAGGCCCCCCUGAAGCUCAGAGGAUUAACUCAUUAAACUGAACCUCUGUCAACACUAAAACAGUGUGUAUGUUAAUGUGCACGCUUGUUUUGGUGCUUGUGUCUUGAAUUGUAUAUUUUAAUCUGGCCACACCCCACAGAAACAUUUAAAAAAGAGGAAGUAGAAUCUAAUUCAAAACAUUUAUAUAAAACACAAAAGUCCUUCAUUAAUUUGAGAAAUAUUUUUUCUAAAGCAAAUGUUUCUCAUUAGUGUCAACAACAAAAUUUUAAAGUGUGAAAUUGAUUGUAAUUAAAUCACAGUGUUUUUGUUUGUUAGAUUGUUCCCUUCCGGACUUUAAUGUCUAAACUAAUGCCUUCUGGGAAAUUAUAAAAUAAAGGGAAUCAUGAAUUAUUAACCUGACAACCCAAUACAUGAUCUUAUAUUUUCAGACCACUGCAAUUAUUUUGAGAAAAAUGUAGGACAGUACAUUUAUACUAUUUCAACCUUAUGCUACACUAUAUUUAUAAACUAAAGAAUGUAAAAUAAUAUUGUCUAUGGUAAUGUGUAGAAUAAAUAUGCAAUUUGAAUUUCAUAGAAUGUUUUAAUGCAAUGCUGGUUCCUGUGGGGAGAAGCCAAUUUACUUUCAAGAUUUGCAUUGGAAUUGCAGAGCAAUAAACAGUUUAAUUCAGAAUUGACCACACCUCUAACACACAAAAUAUGAACUGCCAUCACUAGCUGUUUCUAGCUGAUGUGUUAGUCACAUGAAGUUGCUCUUUAGGUGUUCAUUCACAUGUGAGCCAUUUUAUAUGGUCAGAAAUAAAAAGCUGAAAUGUU